CAAACAGCUGAGCACCCGGUGUGUUACAGUCUUACAACGCGCGUCUGACAGAAUGGAAACUUCAUAUCUUGUUUUGUUUUAUACCUUAUGCAGCAUAUACAGUGUUGUUAGUCAAAAUGCUGUAAAUUCUUGUUGUAAAAAUGGUGGUAUUUGUGUCCUCGGCAGUUUUUGCAGAUGUCCAAAGUUUUAUAUUGGAAGGUACUGCCAGUAUGAAAUUAAGUAUAAGAAUUGUAAAAACGUCCCCCAUGGAUAUUGGAUCCGCUCCGAUUGCAAUAAGUGUCGGUGUUUCAACGGAAGGGUUGUUUGCAUCCCGAAAUAUUAUUUUGGUUGCGAGGACGACGACGAACCAUUGGAUCCAACCAAGAAAAUCGAUCCAUUUAGUGGAAAGACCAUCACCUUAUAUGCAAAAGACCCGGAUGUUCAGUAUCAUCCUACCCCAUCACCAUCAGCCGACACUGGGGAGCUUUAUAAUGACGAUUAUUAUUAUAGUGAUAUUUCAGACAGUGCCACUUAUGCUCAAUUUUCGUUCAUUGUUUUUGUUUGUUUGGUGUCCAUCAACUUUUUGUGAUUUGUGCAAUGAUUUUGAAAACACUGCAUGCGUGUUGUUUGUUUGUUUGUUUUUUGUUUUGUUUUCUUUUUCUUUGUGUUUGUGUUAGGGGGGAUCAAAUGCUGCAAUAGUAUAACUGUUGUAUCUCUGUGCUAAAAGGAAUUUCACUUAAAGUGAAAUGUUACCAAGUCGUUUCAUUUGACUGUAAA
Saccostrea echinata is the source of this 756-nucleotide messenger RNA. RefSeq lists its product as uncharacterized. Bases 53 to 568 code for a protein of 171 amino acids. The record is from RefSeq and is a predicted model, not a curated record. The transcript is spliced from 5 exons. NCBI's taxonomy places the organism in Eukaryota, Metazoa, Mollusca, Bivalvia, Ostreida, Ostreidae.